GGCAAGCUAUAACAAUAACACAGCAUCAACUUAUCUCGCUCAUACGUGACAGCAUCUGCACAUGUCUCCAGCAGCUUCCCACCUCACCGGCACCGACGCGGUGGCGGAGCCAUUCCGCGUGUUCGUGGGCUAUGACUCCCGCGAGGACAUCGCGUAUCGCGUGUGCCGUCGCUCGCUGCUGCACCGCUCCUCCGUGCCGCUGGAGGUGAUCCCCAUCGUCCAGCAGGAGCUCCGCGAGGCGGGGCUGUACUGGCGGGAGCGCGGGCCGACGGAGAGCACCGAGUUCUCCUUCACCCGCUUCCUCACACCCCACCUGGCCGGCUACCGCGGCUGGGCGCUCUUCGUGGACUGCGACUUCCUCUUCCUGGCGGACGUGGCGGAGCUGGCGCGCAUGGCGGACCCUCGCUACGCCGUGCUGUGCGUGCACCACGACUACGCGCCCAAGGAGGCGACCAAGAUGGACGGCGCCGUGCAGACGCUGUACCCGCGCAAGAACUGGUCCUCCAUGGUGCUCUUCAACUGCGGCCACCCCAAGAACCGCGCCGCCCUCACGCCGGAGGCCGUCAGCACGCAGACCGGCGCGCACCUGCACCGCUUCGCGUGGCUCGACGACGCAGACGUCGGCGAGGUGCCAUUCCCGUGGAACUUCCUCGUCGGCCACAACCGCGUCGACCCGGACGAUGUCGCCGGGACCACGCCGCGCGCCAUACACUACACCUCAGGCGGCCCGUGGUUCGAGCGCUACAGGGACUGCGAGUUCGCCGACCUCUGGCUCCAGGAACGCGACGCGUGCGUGUCCGAGGAGAAUGCAGACGCCCAGAUUAAGCCUGCGGGGGCAUCAGCAGCGGUGCCACCACCGUCUGCGGUUGCCGUCGACGCAUGACACCAUGAUCACUCCCUGGUGGCCCUGUCUGCCGAGACGUACUACCUACUGGCGACGUAAUAAUGGUCGAGCCUCUGCAACAUUUUAUGUUCCUCCUGUUAUUUUCCUUGUUGGUGUGGGUCGUUCUAUCGUUCUACGUACUAGUACUGUAUUUUCUUUGAUAAGUAAGAUUAUGCUACUAUGAUAAAUAAAAUGAGCUGAUCCUGAGAUCGCUCGAGCCGGAUUGCAAAUGUUU
This is a messenger RNA of Lolium perenne, 1118 nucleotides long. RefSeq names its product protein CDI. Lineage: Eukaryota; Viridiplantae; Streptophyta; Magnoliopsida; Poales; Poaceae. The record is from RefSeq and is a predicted model, not a curated record.